Molecule: messenger RNA, 478 nt
Organism: Balaenoptera acutorostrata (minke whale)
Lineage: Eukaryota; Metazoa; Chordata; Mammalia; Artiodactyla; Balaenopteridae
Product: lipopolysaccharide-binding protein-like
Exons: 4
Coding region: 167-427 (86 amino acids)
Molecular function (GO): lipid binding
Source: RefSeq, a predicted model, not a curated record
CCCAAGCUGCCUGACCUCCAAGUCCACACCUCUAACUACUCUGCUGUCCUGCUUCUCAAGUAGCUUCCUGCUUCAUCUGCUGCAGAUUCCCUUGAACUUUCCAAUCCAGCUGCACACCAGCUCAUUCCGGGCCAUCAUUCCUCAGCUGGCCAGAUUGUACCCCAAUAUGGAGCUAGAGUUUGAGACGUCACCUCAGUCAGCUCCAUUCCUGAUGUUCACCCCCGGAAAUGUGACCCUCAUGCCAGUGAUGGACAUCCAAGCCUUUGCUCUCCUGCCCAACUCCUCUGGCCGCAAGCCCCUCUUCCAACUCAGGGCGCCUUUGGGACAUCAAUUAGGCUUCAGAGUGGAGCUGUUCAGUGAUGCUGCCACAGGCAUUCAUUCAAGUGUUGCAGUUUGGACUUCUUCCCCUGUCUUGAUGCUUCCAUGAAGGUGGAGACCUCUGAAACCUCAGCUCACCUCUCAUAACGUCAGCUGUGGA